AUGGCUUCUGGUUUCGGUCUCAAUGGCGGUCCCUCGCGCUGCUACGGUUUUUGGCAGGAGGUACUAGGAUGCUACGUUGUCAAUGCCGGAGAGGGUGAAGCCGGCAAGAAGAAGUGCAUGCCCGCUCUGGAGGAUUACUAUGAAUGCCUGCACCACCGGAAAGAGGCUCUCCGAACGAUGAAGAUGCAGGCCGCCUACCGCAAGGCCGAGGCCGCACACCCCCGUGAGAAUGCGCCCAAGGCAGAACAGAUUCGCAGUUUGGGUCUGUUAGGGAAGGAAGAAGAAGCGUCUGCAUUGCUGGCCAAGUCAUAAGAGGGGAAUUGUACGCAUAUCAAGGGGUGCGGUUACACGUUUGUCUUUAUACUACUACCAGUCAUGCUGUCGCUUUACCAAUGGAGUUUCCAACUGUACAGGAACAAAGCGUCCAGUUUCCGUCUGUGCCACUUACGAACUUUGAGCUUAGUGCAUCUUCGGUGGGAUGUCUACGCUUAAGAGCUUCACUAUUGUUUCAGGAGUCGGGGCUCAAGUGUCAUUGAGGGUUCUUCGCGAGGAAUCGAAUAUCGAUGAGUAAAUCCCGGUCUAAUACUCGGCGAAAUGGCUGGCUUAUAUGAAUAUCUCUGCCACUGUAUAGGUG
Aspergillus novofumigatus IBT 16806 is the source of this 634-nucleotide messenger RNA. RefSeq lists its product as uncharacterized. Gene Ontology annotation, biological process: mitochondrial respiratory chain complex I assembly. The record is from RefSeq and is a predicted model, not a curated record. The transcript is spliced from 3 exons. Lineage: Eukaryota; Fungi; Ascomycota; Eurotiomycetes; Eurotiales; Aspergillaceae. The coding region runs from base 1 to 312 and encodes 103 amino acids.